AUGGUUUUAGGAUCUUUGAAUGAUCCGUUCAUCACUCAAAGGAUGCCUGCCGGUCUACCAUUAUCAGAUGGCUUUGCAAUCCCAUUUAAACCCAGAACGCAAUUCAACAGUUACUUGUUGCCUGAAAGGGAUCGAAGACUAUUAAUCUCCAAACAAGGCAUUGUUGAUCCUUCCACCCGCCUCUCUUCUUGGUCUAAUCUGCCAGAUUGCUGUCAAUGGCAUGGGGUUGAGUGUGAUCUAUUCAUCUUCAAAUUGAUAAUCUUUCAUUAUUGGCUCUCUCGACUUCCUUCCCUGACAACUCCCAAUUCUGGUGACAUUCGUCUUCCUAGUGAAAUCGUUUGGGUCCAAUCAUUGGCUUUGCCACCUUUGGAGACAUUAGAUUUGCAUGAUUGUAAUUUGACCAGCUCUAUUCUGUCUCGCCGAUAUGCCAAUUUUAGCUCACUUUCAUAUCUUGAUCUUGGUCUAAAGGAUUUUACAAAUGGAUUAGCUAAUUGGUUGUUCAAUGUUAGCAAAGAUCAUCUCUCUGAUCUUUUUCUCAGACAAUGCAAUUUGAGAGGUCGAAUGCCAGAUUUUUCAGGCUAUCGGAAUCUAAUGUACCUAGAUCUAUCUACCAGUAGACUCAGAGGAUCAAUACCUGAUUGGCUUGGCCAGCUUGAUAUAUUAGCUUACCUUGAUGUAUCUAAUAACUUGUUGCACGACACCAUUCCAUCUGAUCUCCUUAAUGCAUCAACUUUAGGAUAUUUAGAUAUUAGUUUCAAUGACUUGAGUGGUGCACUCCCAAAGGUCCUUGGCGACAAUAAGUCUCCCAGCUCAAUUAAUGGGGACAUAGCGAACUUAUUUCCAAUAGGUUUAAAUAUAUUUACAUCAUCGAAUAAAUUUAAAGAACGGCUUCCUCAAAUAUCAGAUGCGGUCCUGGCUUUGUGA
Neltuma alba is the source of this 924-nucleotide messenger RNA. Its product is annotated as receptor-like protein 35. NCBI's taxonomy places the organism in Eukaryota, Viridiplantae, Streptophyta, Magnoliopsida, Fabales, Fabaceae. The record is from RefSeq and is a predicted model, not a curated record. Bases 1 to 924 code for a protein of 307 amino acids. The transcript is spliced from 3 exons. Gene Ontology annotation, molecular function: protein binding.